CAUGUUAGGAUCAUCUCAGCCUGAUGUACGGGCGGAUGUAUGUCGUGAAACCCUCGAGCUACAAAACAGUCAGGUCAGGUCAAGUCAAUGUUACGAUCUCAGCGAGAUAGACCAUGUGCAACCAUGUGUUACGCAGUGUGUUACGCAUAAAAGUAAAUAAUAACGCCCGCUUUCUUCUUAACUGUGAUAGCUUGACGCAAAGAUUUACUUAUUUGUACCUGUGAUAUAUAUAUAUACAUAUAUUUACAUAUAUAUAGAAUUGAAAUCAAUUGUUAUUGAUGUUUACAAAUGAGAUAUUUUUGAUAUAUCAAAAUAUACACGUGAGACAUCUCCAAUUUCCGUCGAGAAAACCUUUUCAUACAUGUGCUCUCCAAUUUGGUAAAUAAACCAUAUAAUAAAAGCGAAGCUAUACCUUAUUUCGCGUUCUCGGCUGAAGCUACUUAUUUUACGUUGGAAAAACGUCUCACUACUAGAUAGCGGUAUCCAAACUAAAGAUUAGAUAAUCGACUCUCGUUAAUUCAACCACAAAGACACAGAAUUGCACUAUCAAAAACCACAGGCCAUUUUUUCUUGAAUGGAUUUUAUCGCACCAGUGCAUGUGCCUUCCGGUGAUAUAAAAGAGUUUAUUAUAUCAGUGUGUUGACACUGAAGGACAGAGUUUGAGUGUAACAACAGAGAAUGCAAAAGUAGGUAGUGCAUCAAACACCACGGACAAUGUCGAGUAGCAAUCAAGUGACGGAAUCGCGUCCUUUUAACACGUUACAAGAAUUGUACGAUGCCUUCGACAAUGGACCGGACAGAUCUUGGACGGGACACGGCAUGCCAGCGGUGUAUAUCGCAGAGUCUACGGACUACGUGUACCGAGGUUCGGAAAUUAACUCAGGAAACAUUCCAUUGGAAAAAGUAGACAGAGAGGAUCAGCCUAGAACACUGGUUUGUCACGAUAUGAAGGGUGGCUAUCUGGAGGACAGAUUCUUAUGGGGAUCCACUUCUCACGACUCUUAUGUGUUUUAUCACUGGAAUGUGGUUGACACAUUCGUUUACUUCAGCCACCACUUUGUGACUAUUCCGCCUUACGGUUGGAUCAAAGCUGCUCACCAACACGGUGUGAAAGUACUAGGUACUGUAAUUACGGAAGGGAACAACGACACCUGGGACAAAAUUCUAGUAUCGCGGGAGGAAACGAGAAGAUUUGCGAACAUCCUGGUAUUGGUUGCAAAGUGUUACCAGUUUGAGGGCUGGCUGUUGAACGUUGAGAAUAAGAUCAGACAAAACGAUAUAAACAACUUGAUCUAUUUUGUUCAGUAUUUAACGGAAAGUAUUCACAAGGAGAUCGAGGAUUCCGAGAUUAUUUGGUACGACAGUGUCACUAAAAACGGAGAUUUAAAUUGGCAGAACGAACUCAACGACAAUAACAAAGACUUUUUCUUAAACUGUGACGGCAUAUUCUUGAAUUAUACUUGGACGGAGUUGCAACUCAGCAACAGUCAUGCGUUAGCGAAGAAUUUAGGUCGCAACAUUAAGGAUAUUUAUGUAGGAUUGGAUGUUUGGGGAAGAGGAUGUCCAGGCGGUGGUGGAUUUAACUCCGCAUAUGCGCUGAAUUUGAUACGGAAACACGAUCUUUCCGUAGCUAUUUUUGCACCAGGCUGGACGCACGAGUACUUUGGACCCGGUACCUUUCAAACACUGGAGGAUUUAUUCUGGGCUCAAUUGUUUCCGUAUUUGUACGUACACGUGCCCAUUUACGACAACGAAACCUUCAAGACGUCUUUCUGUCGAGGCGCCGGUGUCUGUUAUUAUUACAACGGCGAGGAGCACUUCGAACCGUACAUGAUGAAUGGCGAGAGAACACGGGAAAAGAAAGCGUUUUACAAUUUGCGAAUGCAGCAGUCUCAGCUCUCAGUUCCCGUGCCGCAUUUGCAAUUUACGCAAUCCACGCGACGAGUCAUUGAGAAUAACGAAGAUGAUGAACGUAAUAAUGACAACAGAGGCGACGGGGAUUCGAAGAAAGUGCAAAAGCGUAUAGAACGUGUCUACGAAAAUGUAAGAAACGUUAUACGAGUGAUCGAUAACCUCGUCAGUUUCGAAGACAAAUCGCCCGUACCCAACGUUAAUACUUUCGAGUUUUGCAAUGAAUUCUCGUACAAAGGCGGUGGAUGUUUGAAAUUGACUACCAGAGAUUACAGAUUAUAUCACAGAUUAUUUUUGGUACACAUUGACUUCAAGCAGGACAUCCAGGCGACGAUCGUUUACACAGGAUUCGAAACAAACGCUCUGGAGGACGAUUCUCGCAAAGAUCCCGUCCUCGUUGUGGGCAAUAACGGUAAUUUGAAAUCGAUUCUUCCGUACGAAUCCGUCAGAAUAAACAAGUGGAAGAAGUGCACUUAUUUGACAAACCUGAGGAUCGUGGAAGAGAUCGGCGUGUCCUUUCAGGUGGACUGCGAUUGUUACUUGGGCGAGAUCGUUUUGGAAAAGAGAGAUCAACGUUUCGAUAAUUGCGAUCCUGCGUAUAUUACCAGCCGGAUUAGCAAUUACCACAUUCAACGAUCUGCUUCAAAUUCGACGGAGCGCGAUCGUUCGCCGUCACAGGAGUUAGAUCGAAAAUCGCCGACAGUUUAGAACAAAUUCAUAAGAUACACGUCG
Molecule: messenger RNA, 2643 nt
Organism: Pseudomyrmex gracilis
Lineage: Eukaryota; Metazoa; Arthropoda; Insecta; Hymenoptera; Formicidae
Gene: ENGase
Product: cytosolic endo-beta-N-acetylglucosaminidase
Exons: 8
Coding region: 715-2619 (634 amino acids)
Biological process (GO): protein deglycosylation
Cellular component (GO): cytoplasm
Molecular function (GO): mannosyl-glycoprotein endo-beta-N-acetylglucosaminidase activity
Source: RefSeq, a predicted model, not a curated record